AUGAAAAGUUGCAACAUGUUGGUGGCAACCCGACAUGGUCUUAAGAAUGAUUGCAUUGCUCUCCGUGAAAUUCCAACCAGAUCCUGUGUUCAAAAAACUUAUACACGUGAUGAAGGAAAUGUGGCAGACAGAUUGUAUUACUCCAUCUCAUUCAUUUUUUCAACGACGAUGAUGAUUAAAAUCGUACUUUUAGUUUUCAUUGUGUGUGUAGCUCGUACUAGUUUAGCACAAUGUUUUGUUAGUCCAAACUCAAAGAUCUGCGCUGCUGAAGGUCAAUUUUGUGAUAAUCUUGACUCUGUAUGUCAAAUAGGUUACUUUUGUGGUGCAAAUCCCACGUCUCCAUCAGGUGGUGACCAAUCUGUGAUGGCUGAUGGUCAAGGAUCAUUUGAACCAAUUCCAAAAACUAUUUGUAUCAAAAAUCUCAAACAAGGAGACAGAUGGUAUCCAGGUGACGAAUGUGAACCUGGAACAUACCAAAAUACAAUGAAUAAUAACCCAACCCCUACUUGUCAACCCAUCUACUGGGCAUCUCUCUCUCAAGAUUGUCAAACAAAUACUGAUUGUCAACCAGGAUUAGAAUGUUCUCCAGAUAAAAAAUGUGAACCAACUGGAUUAGCUGGAGAUAUUCAAUGUGAAAUGGAUUCUCAAUGUCAAUUUGGAUUACGUUGUAAUACAUCAACUAAUUUAUGUGAGAAAAGAUUAAAAGAAGGAGAGGAAUGUACAUUGUCAGAGUCGGCAUGUGAAGAAACUCUUUUAUGUGUCACUACCAAUGACAUUGAUAACAAAAAGACAUGUAUUAAACCAUUCUCAUUGACCGAGGGUAAUACGUGUGACGACCGUUUCGAGAUAUUCGAUGGCCAGUCUGGUCUAUACACAGGCCCAUGUCAAGCAGGCCUUCUCUGUCCAGACAACACAUGUGUCAAACCAACUUGGACAGAGCCAUCAAUCAACUGUACAUCCGAUUCAUUCUGUAACAAGUACGAAUCGUGUAUCUGUCAAGGAGGAGCAAAUAGCACAACGGGACAAUGUGUACCAAAAUACAUAACAGACGUAUCGAUCAUUCAAGAAUGUGCCAGUCUCACCGCAGAAUUAAAUCAAUGUAUCAUUGACAACAAAUGUCAAUCUCCAUUCCUUGAAUUCAACCAAGUGUAUUCUCAAUCGUGUAUGAUCAAGAAUUGUGCAUCGGCAUGUGAGAUCCAAGGUAAAUGUUCAGUACCUGAAUUUGACCUCCCAUAUAAUUGUUUUGAUGCCGAUUUUGACUAUGAAUCCUAUGGUACUUGUAGUAGUUCAUCCAACACCAUUCUACCAACUUUUAUCUUUAUUUCCAUCUUGAUGAUCAUCUCCUCACUUGUACUUUAA
This is a messenger RNA of Cavenderia fasciculata, 1359 nucleotides long. RefSeq lists its product as uncharacterized. The transcript has 6 exons. The record is from RefSeq and is a predicted model, not a curated record. The coding region runs from base 1 to 1359 and encodes 452 amino acids. NCBI's taxonomy places the organism in Eukaryota, Evosea, Eumycetozoa, Acytosteliales, Cavenderiaceae.